Molecule: messenger RNA, 201 nt
Organism: Aspergillus melleus
Lineage: Eukaryota; Fungi; Ascomycota; Eurotiomycetes; Eurotiales; Aspergillaceae
Exons: 1
Coding region: 1-201 (66 amino acids)
Source: RefSeq, a predicted model, not a curated record
AUGAGCAGACACAAUCACAUCCACCACUAUUCCAACCCUGCCUACGUCCAAAAUGCCGCUGUUCAUAUUGACUACGGUGACAACAGCAAUGAUGACCCUGCCUAUCCUCCCCCUGCUGGCAGGCCCCGCACUCGGCCCCGGUAUUAUGAGGAGCCUAUGUAUCUGUCCAUUCGUCUCUACCUCAUUGCUGACCCAUACUGA